Messenger RNA from Vitis vinifera (wine grape), 2619 nucleotides. RefSeq names its product methylcrotonoyl-CoA carboxylase subunit alpha, mitochondrial. The transcript has 16 exons. The record is from RefSeq and is a predicted model, not a curated record. Gene Ontology annotation, molecular function: methylcrotonoyl-CoA carboxylase activity; metal ion binding; ATP binding. Gene Ontology annotation, cellular component: mitochondrion. Bases 76 to 2319 code for a protein of 747 amino acids. Lineage: Eukaryota; Viridiplantae; Streptophyta; Magnoliopsida; Vitales; Vitaceae.
GGAUUGUAGACUACUUUUAUAACUUCCUCCUCUGUAGUCUCUCUCCGUCACUCUGCUCUAUCAGUGCUCCAGGCCAUGUCAUCAAUGGCAUCGCUGCUCCGGCGAAGGCUUCCACGCAGAAUCUUUAUAGUUCAGAAGAAGGCAUUCUCGUCAUCUCCGGACGAAGGCUACACUGCGCGACGGAUAGAGAAGAUUUUGAUCGCGAACAGAGGCGAAAUUGCUUGCAGAAUUAUUCGGACUGCGAAGCGGUUGGGGAUUCGAACUGUCGCCGUUUUCAGUGAUGCGGAUAGGGAUUCGCUUCACGUGAAAUCGGCCGACGAGGCCGUGCAUAUCGGUCCACCACCGGCUCGAUUAAGUUACUUGAGUGCUCAGUCGAUUAUUGAUGCUGCGGUGCAUACUGGCGCGCAGGCUAUCCACCCAGGCUAUGGUUUUUUAUCAGAAAGUGCUGCAUUUGCUCAACUUUGCGAGGAUGAGGGUCUUACAUUCAUAGGACCUCCAGCAUCCGCUAUCCGUGACAUGGGUGAUAAAAGUGCAUCAAAGAGAAUAAUGGGUGCAGCUGGGGUACCACUUGUACCUGGAUACCAUGGAAAUGAACAAGAUAUUGACUUUAUGAAAUCAGAAGGAGAGAAAAUUGGAUAUCCUGUCUUGAUAAAGCCAACCCAUGGAGGUGGAGGAAAGGGUAUGAGGAUUGUGCAAAGUCCAAGUGAAUUUGUUGAAGCUUUUUUGGGAGCACAACGUGAAGCUGCUGCUUCUUUUGGCAUAAACACAAUCUUGCUGGAGAAAUAUAUCACAAAGCCAAGGCACAUAGAAGUCCAAAUAUUUGGGGAUAAAUUUGGCAAUGUUCUUCAUUUAAAUGAGAGAGAUUGCAGUGUACAGAGAAGACACCAGAAGAUAAUUGAGGAAGCUCCAGCUCCAAACAUUGUCAAUGACUUCCGCACCCACUUGGGUCAAGCUGCUGUAUCUGCAGCCAAGGCAGUUGGCUAUCACAAUGCUGGCACAGUGGAGUUUAUAGUGGAUACCAUCUCAGGCCAAUUUUAUUUUAUGGAGAUGAAUACCCGCCUUCAGGUUGAGCACCCUGUGACUGAGAUGAUUGUUGGGCAAGAUCUUGUAGAGUGGCAAAUCCGUGUUGCAAAUGGCGAACCUCUGCCCAUGAAUCAGUCACAAGUGCCCUUAUUAGGUCAUGCCUUUGAAGCCCGAAUAUAUGCUGAAAAUGUUUCAAAAGGAUUUCUUCCAGCCACUGGAAUUCUUCAUCAUUAUCGUCCUGUCCCAGUCUCUUCAACAGCAGUUCGGGUUGAAACUGGAGUUGAACAAGGAGACACUGUUAGCAUGCAUUAUGACCCUAUGAUUGCUAAGCUUGUAGUAUGGGGAGAAAAUCGGGCUGCAGCAUUAGUUAAAAUGAAGGAUUGCUUAUCAAAAUUUCAGGUUGCAGGUUUGCCAACCAAUAUCAAUUUCCUCCAAAAACUUGCUAACCAUUGGGCAUUUGAAAAUGGAAAAGUUGAAACCCAUUUUAUUGAGCACUUUAAAGAUGACCUGUUUGUUGAUCCAAGUAAUUUAUUAUUAGCAAAUGAAGCUUAUGAUGCUGCUAAAUUCAGUGCAGUUCUUAUAGCUGCAUGUGUUUGUGAAAAGGAACGUUGUAACUUGAAGGAAAGUCCUCCUGGCGGCAAAAGCUCACUCUCAAUAUGGUAUGCAUAUCCCCCUUUCAGAGUCCAUCAUAGUGCUAGGCGCACAAUGGAACUUGACUGGGACAAUGAAUACGAUAGCAGUAGCUCAAAGCUUUUGACAUUUUCCAUCACUUUUCAGCCAGAUGGAAACUAUCUAAUAGAGACAGGAGAAGAAAACUCCCCUGAUUGGGAAGUCAAAGUAGCACAUCUAGGCAAUUCUGAUUUCAGAGUUGAAGUUGAUGGUGUGAGCAGGGAUGUUAGUUUAGCUGUUUACUCCAAGGAUCAGACUAAGCAUUUCCAUAUAUGGCAUGGUUCACAUCAUCAUACUUUCAGACAAAGGGUUGGGCUUCAGUUGUCUGCUGAUGAUGAAGCGCAACACAAGCCCAGUUUUGAGGCCACAUCUCAUCCUCCAGGGACUGUGGUUGCACCCAUGGCUGGUUUAGUGGUUAAGGUUCUAGUGAAGGAUGGGACCAACGUGGAAGAAGGGCAACCUAUAUUAGUGUUAGAAGCGAUGAAGAUGGAGCAUGUUGUGAAAGCACCAUCUGGUGGGCAUGUCCAUGGGCUUCAGGUCACAGCUGGCCAACAGGUUUCUGACGGUAGUUUUCUCUUCAGUGUCCAGGCAUGUGCUGAAGUAGAUUACCAAAUAUGGCCAGGAUGAGUCAAAAUGAUCGAAUCUUGCUGAGGCAAAUCCCAAUUUGAUGAUGUACAAAUGACAGUUCGUGGCAGUCUCCCCAGCAUAACUGCAGUUUAUUGGCAAUCCUCACCCAGGCAAAAGUGAAUUGAGGCUCCAACAGUUCAUGGUACUGCAAGUUGUAACUUCAUUUAUGGGGUAAGAAAGCAAGCCAUAAUGCCUGGAUUGAAUAAUCUAUUUAAUAAAAUAAAAGUGCAACUUUUUCAGGAUGUUACAGAAGAAGUGUUUGUGUCUGGGAAAAUAAUUUUGCCAUUCCUUCUUGGUCAA